AAAAUAAAAAAUUUUUAUUUUUAUUUUUCUUCUUUAGAGACAGUCGUUCUCAUAGUAGACUCGCACCAUAAUACUCCCAAAAUAACACUCUCUCUCAAUUCCCAAUUUUCUACUUUCCAACCUCAUUUUUCCAUGGCCGCAGCAGCAUGCGUGAUCGACACGGCUCGAGCCGCAAGCUGCCGGGAUACCGAAGCAGCAACCCAUCUGAAGUUAAUAUCAGUUGGUGUAAUCUUCUUUACUAGCGUUAUAGGCAUCUCUUUCCCAGUGCUCCUAGCCCGAUAUUUCCAAGGCAAACCUCUUUACGAUAAGGCGGUUCUUCUGAUCAAAUGCUUCGCUGCUGGCGUAAUUCUAUCAACUUCUUUAGUACACGUGCUCCCAGAUGCUUACGAGGCACUCUCUGAUUGCCAGGUAGCGUCCAAGCAUCCAUGGAAAGACUUCCCUUUUGCUGGAUUGGUUACUUUAGUCGGUGCUUUGCUUGCUUUGUUUGUCGACAUAACUGCUAGUGCUCAUGUUGAGCAUGGCCAUGGUGAAAGCAAAGAGGCUAUUCUGGAGUAUACUCCUGUUGGGACCCAGGAAGAAAUUGUGGGGAAGAAGAGUGUAGAAUUGUCAAAAAUAGAAUUGGGAGAUCACAAAGGAAGAGAAAGAGAGGAGUAUUUAGUGAAGUUAAAGCAGAAAUUGAUUUCACAAGUCUUGGAGAUUGGGAUCAUUUUUCAUUCAGUGAUAAUUGGGGUCACAAUGGGUAUGUCACAAAAUCAGUGUACUAUUAGACCUCUUGUUGCUGCUCUUGCUUUUCAUCAAAUCUUUGAAGGGAUGGGCCUUGGUGGUUGUAUUGCUCAGGCAGGAUUCAGCAUGGGAACGGUGGCUUAUAUGUGCUUCAUGUUUUCAGUGACUACACCAAUGGGGAUAUUGUUAGGGAUGAUCAUUUUUUCAUUGACAGGGUAUGAUGACAGUAACCCUAAUGCUUUGAUAAUGGAAGGGUUAUUAGGCUCCCUCUCUUCAGGCAUACUCAUAUACAUGGGUCUUGUUGAUCUCAUAGCUGUUGAUUUUUUCCAUAACAAGUUGAUGACAUCUGCUCCAUGGCUGAAAAAGGCAUCUUUCAUUGCUUUAACUCUUGGCUCUACUGCUAUGUCCAUUCUGGCCCUUUGGGCUUAAUACACGCUUUCUUGAAUACUUUCCCCUUGGAUUAAAUGAUAUGAUAUUGGGGAAGCAUGUAACUCUAAAUCAACUGGUAGCAGCAUAUCCUAUGGAUUUCAUGUGCCUUUAGUGAUAUGUACCGUAGCAUAAAACUACUUUUCUUUCCCAUA
Molecule: messenger RNA, 1304 nt
Organism: Ricinus communis (castor bean)
Lineage: Eukaryota; Viridiplantae; Streptophyta; Magnoliopsida; Malpighiales; Euphorbiaceae
Product: zinc transporter 6, chloroplastic
Exons: 2
Coding region: 133-1152 (339 amino acids)
Biological process (GO): zinc ion transmembrane transport
Cellular component (GO): plasma membrane
Molecular function (GO): zinc ion transmembrane transporter activity
Source: RefSeq, a predicted model, not a curated record